UGCAACACUUGACUUCUUCUUCUUCCUCCUCCUCUUCUUCAUAGAAUCAGCUAUAUCUAUCAAUGGAUUUUUUCAAGGUGUCUCACAGAAUCAUCAAAAUUCUGGUUUCACUUUCUCUCUUGUCCCUUCUUCUCUCAUUGCUUCCCUUACUGUUCCAAUCACUCAGGCCCUUCUUCAACGAAUUUUCCGUCAACAAGUACUACGUCUUCCUCUUCUGCAAUGGCCUCAUGGUUUUCAUCGCCAAGAACUCUGGUGUCCAUGCCGAUUCCUCUUCUCAUCAGUUGAAGGAUUUGGAUAUUGUUGCAGCACCACCAGUUAUUAAUUCCCUAGAAAAUGGUAUGGUAGCUGAUUCCCCAGAGCAAGAAGAAGAAGUAGAAGAGGAAGAGGAAAAGAGAAUUAUAGUGGCUGAUUCUCAGGCCAAGAACUCUGGUGUCCAUGCCGAUUCCUCUUCUCAUCAGUUCAAGUAUUUGGAUAUUGUUGCAGCACUACCAGUUAUUAAUUCCCCAGAAAAUGGUAUGGUAGCUGAUUCCCCUGAGCAAGAAGAAGUAGAAGAAGAAGAGGAAAAGAGAAUGAUAGUGGCUGAUUCUCAGGAAGAAAACGAAGUUGCUGACAUUGAUGACACAGAGGUAGAAGAUGAAGUAGUUACUGUCACAGAGAAAAACGAAGAAGAUGAAUGUGAAGAAGAAGAGCAUGGGGUAGAGGAAUUAAACAAGAAAUGUGACGAUUUUAUCAGAAAGAUGAAAGCAGCAUUCUGUUCGGAGCCAAGAUGAGGUGAUGAUUACAGUCACAGUAGUUAUGAUUAUUCUGAUCUUGUUCAUCAUCAUCAGACAGCGUUGGUGACUGAAUAUAUUGAUAUCUAAGCUCUGCAAUAAACACUUGAAAUUGCAUCCCAAAACAUUACAUAUUUUGUUUGCUUUGUAAUGUUUGUGUUGUAUUGUAUCUCAUAUAUGUUAUUAGGCCACCCAGAUUUUUGCUUGUAGCUAGGGAUUUUAAUUCUGGCUUACAUGUUCAUUUCUGAGUGUGUUGGGUGCAGUUUGAUGUACAAUGUUGUGUUGUAAUGAGAGGAUCAAUCUUAGAAUCGUCGAGUAGCAAUCUAUUAUGUUCAAUAGUUUCUUGUGUGUGUGUCUCUCUCUCUCAGG
Prosopis cineraria is the source of this 1139-nucleotide messenger RNA. RefSeq lists its product as uncharacterized. The record is from RefSeq and is a predicted model, not a curated record. NCBI's taxonomy places the organism in Eukaryota, Viridiplantae, Streptophyta, Magnoliopsida, Fabales, Fabaceae. The transcript has a single exon. The coding region runs from base 63 to 770 and encodes 235 amino acids.